GAGGGAGGUGGAAAACAUUUGCAUUGUGUUUAUAAGAAGUGCCGCUUUCAUUGAGCCAAGUCAAUCAUCAUGGACGUUAACGGCUACUUUAUUAAUUCUAUUUUUCUUCUUCUAUUUUUAGAUUGUGUGCUCUCUUUCCAUCUCUUUCUUCCUUUGAGUUUAACGCCCUUUCCUGUUCUGCAUUUCAGUCUGGUCUCUCUUUCUCUUCCCGCACCAGAGUUUCUCUUUCCGUACGUGUCUAUGCAUCUCCUUCACCCUUUUCUCUCUGUCUCUCUGUCUCUCUCUGGUAAUCUAUCUUAGUUAAUAUCGUCUUUGCGAGCAGCUGGGUACCGGAGCCCAGUCAGCUCCGUGAGAAACAGACCUCUGUUGGUGUGAGUGCGAGAGAGGGUGAGACACACACACACACACACUCCGUACAUAGAGAAAGAUAAUGACAAAGAGGAAACAGGGUAAAGUAGAAAGUAAAACAGAAGCAAAAGACAGAGCGAGGAGGAGAGAACCUGGCAAUUUACACAAGAGCGUAUGGCCGGAAUUAUAACACCAUGAAGAUACGCAUGCAUCUCUGUGGAUCUACCCAGAGUGGAGAGUAAUGGGCACUUGCAGGUCGCAGAAGAGCAGACGCAAGCACCUCCCAAAUGUCAACAGCAUUGUGUGGCCACCCGCGUCGAGUAAACUGAUUGACCGAACAAAUGUGUGCUGACUCUGUCCAUGGACACCUUCUACAUCAUUUGACAUAAUGUAAAAAAACAAAACAAAAAAAAAAAAAACAAUGCAGCUUGCAGAUCGGCUGUGAAGAAUGUUGUGAAGAAUCUAAUAGUCCCUGACUGAAAUACAGAUGAUAGAUUGACAUGUGGUAAAGAUAUCUGUGAAUCCAAGAGGAUGCAAACCUCUGGUCUCCCAACAAUUACCAAACAUUAGUGUACCUUUACUUAUUAUUUUUUGUUACCGCUUAUCUCUUAGGUCAGUGCUUCCCAAUACGUUGACCAUGGUAGACCAGACACGACGUGCAGUACAAUGAGACCUCCCCAUGUAUGCACAGUGCUACAAAACACUAGUGAGCCAUGUAGUUAGCCUACCAAUUUACUUAAGAAGGGGUAUAAAGAUGAGUGCUGGACCAAGUAAUAAACCAAAAAGGCAGUUAUGCAAGUUCUCACAACAUGUGUGCCUUGUACAAGAAUACCUGUGAGCACCCUUUCCCUAGAGGGUCAUGAGGUGACUAUCCCGGCUGUCAUUGGGUGAGAGGCAGGCUACACACUGGACAGGUCACCAGUCUAUCGCAGGGCUAACACACAUGGACAACCGUUUCCACUCAUAUCUACACCAAUUUAGAAUCUAGAAUCACCAAUUAACCUAACCAGCAUGCCUUUGGACUGUGGGAGGAAACUAGAGCAACAGGAGCUGUGAGGCGUCAGCCCUGACCACUGCUUCACUGUGCUGCCCAAUUGUAUCUUCUAAUAUCAGCGCGCUAACAUUGUCAUUAGCAGUAUCCCAGCUGGCUGCUGUUGGGAUUCAUCUCAAAGUGCUGCUUUUUCUAAGUACAGCCUGACAGCGUUGCUGAAAAUGAGUGAUAUGCAUUGAUAUGCAUUCUCUUUGCGGCCAUGGAAACUUUGUGUUUGGUGGUCUAUUUAACUUGGGCCUAUUUAGACUUGCAUUGACUAUCCUUACGUAAUGGUGUGCUUACAUUAGCGCAGAGAGAGCGGCAAGCUACAGCAAAUUUUUUUAAUGGAAACAACAAAUGAGCCAGAUAUGAAGCACCAAACAGAGAUUGCUCCUUUGUGUGCACAUCAAGCAAUCCUAAUCAUUGUUUGCUUCACCCUUUGCUGUGUUUAUAUAUAUAUAUAUAUAUGUAUAUAUAUAUAUACACAUAUAUACGUCCCCGUCCUUGGUUUGUAGCUUGUGUCACUUCUUGUGUGAAUGCACCAUUAUGAAACUAACCCUUACCCAUUCAAGACAUAUCUCUUGUCCUUGAAAAGCAUUUUUAAAUGCCUAGGUUAGUCCUGAGGUUGUUCCGAACUAGACGUCAUCACUUGCAUUUCAUUAUUCACAACGCAGGGGCUCGAUCUAUACUGUGGGGUUAAAGGUCAAAAUAUCUUUCCUCGUUCCGAUGUAUCAUUCACAUCACUCAACUUCAUGAAAGUGAAACGCUACACAGCUUGCCUUGCUGAGCAGAUAGCAUGCAUAGUAAAACUGAGACUUAAGGACGAGCAGGUAAACAGGCAGUGGGACCGGGACAGUGAGACAGUAGUGCGUUUUCAGUUUCCUCCAGCUUGUCUAGUUGCCGGGGUGACCGUCCGGCCUGGCUCGAUGUUCGAGUACAAGAGAAAAAAAAAAAAGAAGAAGAAGGAAUGAAAAGAACAGAAAAGAAAGAAAACGCGACUACAAUCAAUGAGACCCUUUUUGUUUCAGUGGGAACCUUCUUUUACCCCCCGAUGGCGCACACACAUUGAAACACGCACGGACUGAGGAACAGGAUGACUGAAACGGUGUGUGACUGUGUGCCUUUGUGUCUGACUCCCUCUCCCUCUCUGUGUGUGUGACUGACUUUAUUUAAGACAAGGGUCCUUUUGUUUUAAGCUGGAGAAUGGCUCUGAGACCGAGGCUGGCCCUGUAAUUGGCCUACUUAGGCCCUGUUUAGCAUGAGAAAAGCCAUCCUUGGGCCGCCAGUGCCAAGCUAACUCUUGUUUUCAGCCGCAGAGAAGGACGGACUCGGUGAUCAGAAUUCAGAUUAGCCUGAAAAACACCACCACCCCCCACUCUAAACACACUCCUCCACCCUCUGCUUUAAAUACACUGCACACUAAUUACUUAACGAGAGAGCUGGGAAAAAAAAAAAAAAAAAAAAAAUCCACACUUUUAACGGAGUAGCGGUAGAGUCUAUUUAAAGGACGAGGGGGAGGGGAGGCAGGUUCUUUUUCACCUCUUUCCUCCUCUCUAACUUUUUUGUGCCUCUUUAAAAAAAAAAAAAAAACUCCAUCCGUCUCUCUGUCUUUUAUUCUCAAGUUCUCUCCGAAUCAGCCCAGACACCACUUGUUGCUGCCAAAAUCAUUGAACUUAAUUAGCGGGACAAUGUGCGCGCGGUUUGCUAAGUCUGAGCUGUAAACAGAGUCGCGGCUCUAGAGGAAGGGGAAAAACGGCAGCAGAGUAGAGAAGUUAGGCUCUGAGCUGUGAGGUGAACGUCUCCACGCCGAGCAGCAUGAGGUCACUCCCACGGAGUCGAUACUGGGUGGCGAGCUGGGCAUGGGGAGUCCCGGCGCGGCGUCGCCCACCAAGCCGGCCGGUCAGUACUACCAGCACUACGGCGCCAACCCGCGGAGGAGAGCGCUGCACAUGGACUCCAUGGAAAUUCACCCAAAAAAAGUGCGGAAGGUCCCUCCCGGCUUGCCGUCUUCAGUGUACGCUCCAUCUGCCAGUACAGCCGACUACAACAGGGACUCACCGGGCUACCCUUCCUCCAAACCUCCCAGUACCGGCUUCCCAAGUUCUUUCUUUAUGCCAGAUGGACACCACAGUGGUGAUCCCUGGAGCAGCAGUAGUAGCAGUAUGAGCCAGCAAGGUUACCACAGCAGCAUGCUGGCGGGAGGGAACUCGACCCAUGGCCCUGCCCAGAGCUCAUCCUACUGCGGGAUUCAUCCUCACGACAGACUGAGCUACCCCUCACACUCGUCUGCAGACAUCAGCUCCAGCCUUCCCCCUAUGUCCAGCUUCCACAGAGGGGGAGGUGGUGGGAGUGGGGCCAAUCACUACAGCACCGCCUCUUGCACUGCCCCCACAAACGGCACAGAGAGCACCAUGGCUAACCGAGCACAGAGCGGAGCAGCCAGCAGCUCUCAGACAGGAGACGCCUUAGGGAAAGCACUCGCAUCGAUCUACUCUCCAGAUCACACGAACAACAGCUUCUCAUCUAAUCCCUCCACCCCAGUCGGCUCCCCGCCCUCCCUCACAGCUGCCAGUUCAGCCGUCUGGUCGAGGAAUGGUGGACAGGGAGCAUCAUCGCCAAACUACGAGGCUCCGCUGCACUCUCUGCAAAGUCGUAUUGAGGACCGGCUGGAGCGUUUGGAUGAUGCCAUCCAUGUACUACGGAGCCACGCGGUGGGACCGUCAACGGGUAUGAGCAGCGGUCACGGCGACAUGCACAGCCUCAUCGGGGCAGCACACACGCACAACGGCGCCAUGGGCGCUCUGGGCAGCGGAUACGGGUCGGGACUGCUAUCAGCCAACAGACACUCGCUCAUGGUGGGCUCUCACAGAGAAGAUGGCGGCAGCGUAAACAGUUUACGUGCAGGACACUCGAUGGCCGGUCAGGUGCCAGUGCCUCAGCUGCCAGUUCAGUCGGCCACCUCGCCGGACCUCAGCCAGCCCGACCCCUACCGUGCUCUGUCCGGAGGACUUCAGGGCCAGAGCACCUCCUCUGUCAGCUCAGAGAUCAAGUCUGAGGACGAGGGCGACGAGAACCUCCUGCAGGACUCAAAAUCCCUGGACCCCAAGAAGGAGGACUUAGACAGCAAGGACCUAAAAUCAAUUGAGAGGUCAAGAUCUAGCAACAACGACGACGAGGACCUGUCUCCGGAGCAGAAGAUGGAGAGAGAGAGGGAGCGGAGGAUGGCCAACAAUGCACGGGAGCGUCUGCGUGUGCGCGACAUCAACGAGGCGUUCAAGGAGCUGGGCAGGAUGGUCCAACUGCACCUGAAGAGCGACAAACCUCAGACCAAGUUACUGAUCCUGCACCAGGCCGUUGCAGUCAUCCUCAGUCUGGAGCAACAAGUCAGAGAGCGGAACCUGAACCCCAAGGCGGCCUGCCUGAAGCGUCGUGAGGAGGAGAAGGUCACCGUGGCGUCAGACGGGACUCCACUCUCACUGGCUGCAGCACACCACGUCGCCGCCGCCGCCAUGGGUGACGGGCCAAAUCCUUUGGGACAAAUGUCCAAGGUGCCAGAGUUCAUCAAGAUGAUGAGUGACCACUUCCUCUGACGGCAUUUCCAUGACAACAAGGCAAUCGAUCAAACCCAUUGUUCUUUCAGCCCGACGAAUCAGUUUCUCUGGAACCUCGGCUCGACCAAUCCGAUCUGCCUCUUUCUCUCCUCUCGUCUGUUGUCUCUGAUCCUCCUCUUCGCCAUCGUCUCCUCCUUCUGUCAAGAACAUGAACUGCAGAGUCACAUUAGAUGCUUUCGUCACUUUGCAUUUCCAGCUGAAGUGAACUGGAUGCUUCUCUGUGGAGACAUUAACAUGGCCGCCGUAACAAGGCUGCUACAAAGUGGCAGCUUUUGACACAAAGUGACAGCAAUGGACAAAUCUCUUUGGAAUUACAUCAUCCAAGAAAUUCUUCUUGUACUACGUGUUUUAUCAGCAUUCCCAGUUUCAAAGAACAAAAGUGUUCUGUAUAAAUAUAUAUAGUAUAUAUAUAAUAUAUAUAUAAUAUAUAUAUAUAAUAUAUAUAUAUAUAUAUAUAUAUAUAUAUAUAUAUAUAUAUAUAUAUGAGAAAAGAAAAAUGACUAAAACUUGUUUAAAAAGUGCAACUGGACGCGGGCAGCGAGUAGGGAAGGGUUUGGGGAGGGAUGUUCAGAACGGAACAAAACAUAUCACAAAGUGUUUAAAGAGAUUUUUUUAAAGCAACCUUGCGCAGCUGUCGUUGAAUGCAGCUUCAGCGCAUCUCUGACUGAAUGGCAAUCUAACGCCACACUGUGGAUGAAGCUGUGCCUGAUCUCCUCUUGGAUGCAAACCAGUCAGAUUGAUAGACACAGAGAAGCAAAGAAAACAAAACUAAGACAAAAAAAAAGGAACAGGAAAAUUCCAGGAAAGCUGCACACUCAGACAUCCCCUUACACACAUUUCCAUGUACAAAAUGAAACGAAGGAGAGAUUAGGAGGCAAAAUCUGUUGCAACUCACUGCUGCUUUUGGGAGACGCCUGCAGUGCAGAGUGAUCUGAAUAAAAACUUCACAAAUGCUUGACUAUCAUAGAUGUCUAGAAAGAAGCAGGGCUAAACAAGAAAGGGGUGACUUGCUCUUCCCUUUUGAAUGCAUUCCCUCCUGAAGUGCAAACCUUUAGACUGUCAGUGUAAAACAAAUCUGAACAUUAACGUUUAUGUAUUUAUUAGUGCUUCAUGCUGAUAGCCACAUAGACUUUCUUCAGGCUGCAAACUUGUACAAACUGAUAUCUUGUUAGGUUGAACACAAACACAACGAGUCUGGACAUUUGUACCCAGAUGGCUCCACGUGCAUCUACUGGGAGGAAUCAAACAAUCAGUCAGUCAAUCAAUCACCCCACCAAUCAGCCGUGACUCCAGGGAGAUUGGAGUGUUAUUAUUUAAAGCGGAGGCAUGACAGUAGAAAGACAGAAAGGAAGAACGACACGGUGAUUAAAAAGUGUACUUCUAAUGUAAGGAAGGAAAGGCUUUUGUUGACAUCUCUAUGUGAGAUUGUUGUUGUGGGUUUAUAGCUCAGAAAGGGCUCUAGCAAACACACUGAGUCAGUCCUUUAUCCGAUAUUUGAUAGUAACGAGACUAAUGCAGGCUGCCUCUGAAAUCAAAGGACUGCUGGACACGUGUUGAUGAGUGCAUCGCAGAUGAACUGAGCACCCUAGUGAUUUCUGUUCCACCUUACUACUUUGCCUGAAUUGCAAUUACACUUCUUGGACUGAGUACGCCGAAAGGCUUGAAUUGGAGUUAGGAGCAUUGUGGAAGGAGAAAGCGGAACAGAAGUGGUAAAACAUCCCAAGGAGCUAGAGCUCAAGAGAGAGAAAAGGAAAAAAGUGAAUCCAGUAAGUGAUUAUGACACUGCAGGGGAAGCAAGGGAACAAUCAUCAGAGUGAGGGGACACGGUUCUCGUCCGGGGGACAAGAAGCAGUAGUCGAAGCAUUUUGUUGGAUUCUAUAGAUUCUGUCAUUUCCUGUUUUAGCAUCUGGCUGAUCAUAACCCUAACCCUGUAACCCCAGCCUCAGACCUCUCCCCUCCUCAGUGUGCCAUAACUUGGUCGGAGGAGGCCUUCAGAUUGACGCCUGCUGUCUUGGUCUAUGAGCACGUGUUAGUGGUUUCUCUUGCAGUGCUUUGUCUGUUGGUGUUGCAGUGGUGUUCUGCAACACUUUGAACAACCUUUGCAUUUUUAGUGUAAUGUGUUACUUUGCAGGCACUCAAAUCUGAUCAGGAAUGCCCCCAAAUGGGUUCUCGUUAGGGAGGAGGACCAUCUGGACACCUGGAGUGACAAGGAAUGUUAGCCUAAAGUGUCAUGUGCUACCACUGUUUGAACAUUGGUUACCAGUUAGCUGGAUGACUCAGACUUGCUGAGUGACUCUUGUGUCAGAGGACCAAAUGCGAUGGCUCAUACAUACAAGACUGAGCAGGGUUUAGGGUUUCCAGUUUUGGCUGUUUUGACCUUAGCAUCAGCUGCAAUUAGCUACGGGCAAGAGUUGGCCCCAGAAACACAUCAUAUCCAGCAAACAGACAUGCCCGUCCAAUACACAUGUUAGAACUAUGUGUAUUUCAGUCAACUGAAUCCCAACCAGUUGUUAAUACCCACGGGAGAUUUCAUGUUUAAGAGUGUCUUGUACUACUGGGUUUGCAAUCAUCGACAGUGACUUGGCAGUGGUGCCAGACUCAAAGGAUCAGCACAUAGCAUUACUGACUUUAACAAAAUCUUUGAGAAUGAGAAUAAAUCAAUGAGGAAUGAAUAUGUCAGGAAGAAAUCAUUGUGUUGCAAUGCAGCAACUUCUACCCUCCACCAACAGGCAGCGCUAACUGGAGUAUCUGCAAGAGCCCAUCAGUCUGGAAGUCCUCUUAUCCCAGUUGGAAGUCGUCUAAAUCAAGGCCAACGUUUAAUCCCCAGCGCUCUGCUGACCCUAGCCUUAUGAGCCCCAAACAGAACCCCAGCCCCUCUCUCCAACCUCUUGUCCUGCCUAAGUGGUCCCACAGAUGCAAUUUGAACAUUCACACUUCUACCAAUGUGCCUUUUUAGAGUUCAUAUCAUUCAAGUUGCCAGAGGAGGACAUUUUACCUGGUCUUUUAAUAGGAUGCAAGCUUAGGGAAACCUGUUCUUAGUCGUUAGGUUCUAUGCAGUCAGGUUUUUUACCAGACCUGGGAAUUUAAAAAAAGCUAAAAAGGAAAAAAAAGUAUUUUUUGGAUAAAAAAAACACAAAAAACUAAACUGUAUUUAAUGUACUGUACGCUUAUAUGUAAGUAGACAGCGUGUUCUGGCUUUAAGCCAAUGGGACAGACGCUUGAUUUAGCAAGACUAGCCCCCGCCCCGGUCCUCCCCAUCCCCCAGAGUCCUCCACAACCCCCAGCCCCACUUUCCCGUUUCAAGCCCCGCCCCUGUUUCCAUGGUGAACAACGCGUCUCUUCUUGUAUUAUAGCUUAUCAGCUUUUUAUCAAUAUUUGAUCGGCUUGUCCGUAAGCCAAUGUAGUCUUCAGUACAAAGUGUGUGGUCGUAUGUUGUAAAGCUAAUUUUGUUUUUUUUUUUUUUUUGCCCUUCGCUCUCUCGCUCUCUUUUAUAAGAACAAUCUUUUCUCUUAUUACUUUUUUUGUCCGUUCUGGUUUACAUGUCUAUUACAGAAAAUGUAAAAAAAAACAAAAAAAACAUAAAAAAAAAUAAAAUAAUAAAAAAAAAAAUAAAAAACACAAUUCGCUAUCUGACGGCGUUGUUCUCUGUCAGUGGUCAUUCUGACGCGGUUAAAAUCCUAUCCACUCAACCGGAAGGCACGGAAACUGGAAAAGAAUCUAUUUGAAUAAAUCAAUCUAUAUAUAAAUGUACAAAAAAAAUAUAUACAGUAUAUUAUGAGGGUGCCAUUUUCUGUAUUUUUUUUUUAUUUCCCUUUGCAACGGAGUGUUUUCUUGGGGAGGAGUUAUUUUCUCAAAGACUGAACUGGCAGAAGUUGGCGAGGCCCCUCAGUGUUAUAAAUUUUCAACUGACUUCAUUGUAUUCUCUGUUGUUGCCAUGACAACGCCCUCUUCACUAGUACGGCACCCUGCGCAGGACAAAAUGGGACCGGAGUUCCAUCAGUUCCACUUAACUGCUCUCUGUCCAAGGCAACAACACACAGACGUUUGUAAAUUGUAUGCAACAAAAUGGCAAACUUUACCAUUAUUUUGAAAUUGUGUAUGUAAAAGUUAUAUUUUUACAUGUAGACUGUUGUUAUUUUGUGUUUUAGAAAUAUGUUGUAUCGGUUUUUUCGUUAAAAGAUGAAAAAGUAAAAUUCAGUGUGUGUUGAAAAAAAUGUGUCACAUUGAAAAUGUAGUGAGGUCAAAAGUUCAGAAAUCCUUUUAUUUUCUUUUAUUUCCAUUAUUAUGUUUAUAUCUAUGGGGGACAUUUUUGAGGGUUGGAGGGAGGAAUCAUAAGAGAUGAUAUUUGUUUAAUUCUCCAUGCCUCAUGACAUUACCAUUUUGAAUUGUAUUUUUCGCAGAGAUCUGUGUAAAUAGUCAUUGACCAUUUUCUGUGUGGGUUUCUGUCGGGGUUGAGAUUUGCCAGUGAAGGACGACGAUCAUGGUGAUGAACUUGUUUUGAUUCCUAGUGAGGUUGUACUUGUCCGGUUACAGUAGCCCGGUGCCAACUUUUUAGUUUCAAUCAGUGGUGCUCAGUACUAUUGUGGUUUUGGUUGCCGACCAUCUGAAGUGUAAGUCAAACUGUUGUCUUCGCUUGCACCAAGAGUCACGUGUAUCAGAGCCGACUUGAGCCAUUUUUCAGCACCAUGUGAGGAAUUCAUUUAUAAAAAAUUGAUUUAAAAAAGCCAUUAUUCAACUUUUUUUGCAAUAAUAAAAAUUUGUUAUUGUAUUUGAACAUUUCUGGUGAUAACAACAUGAGAGUGAUUGAUAAAUUGUGACAAAAUUCUAACUGAGGAAUCCAAAGUGUUCCAAUGCGAGUCACUUUGGCGCCCGUGGUGGCUGUGGACUGGCUCUGCCUCCUGCCUGUGCAUUUGUUUUCUUUCCGAUGGGUUGUAAAUGUUGACUCAAUGAAAGACCCUCAGCACCUGAUUCAAGAUUAAUAUAUGGAAGGAAAAAAAAAAGAAGAAGAAGCCGACUCGUCAGCAACAAUCUUAUCAGCUAUUUCCCCAAAAAGUAAUCAGAUCGUGUGCAACAAGGCAGUUUCAGUCAUUCGUUUUUAGUGUUUGCCAUUAAAAUUGAGCUUUUUGUCAAAAGGAAAAGCUGCUUUGAAUCGGACCUAGGUCAAACACUAGGAUUGAAUCUGUCAGUGUAAGUGCUAAAUGUAUUUUUUAAGUAAUGUUAUUUUUGCGAUGCUUUAUUUCAUAUUUUUCUCUUUGUUGUAUAAUCAAGUCAUCUCCCGAAUUUCAGUAUCUUCAUUUUUAUGUUACCCCUGGUGUUUCUAUUAGCCAAAAUGUUAACUUUUUUUUCUUUUUUCCUCCUUGUUGUACAUACACACCUCAUUUCUCUUUUUCAGUGACUGUGCCAUGAGCUUUGUAAUCUGUUACUCUGUACCAGUUUUACUGCAAUAAUGAGUUGAAUUCAAAA
Mugil cephalus (flathead mullet) is the source of this 10452-nucleotide messenger RNA. RefSeq names its product transcription factor 4-like. The transcript has 15 exons. Gene Ontology annotation, cellular component: transcription regulator complex. Gene Ontology annotation, molecular function: DNA-binding transcription factor activity, RNA polymerase II-specific; RNA polymerase II cis-regulatory region sequence-specific DNA binding; protein dimerization activity. Bases 3238 to 4968 code for a protein of 576 amino acids. Lineage: Eukaryota; Metazoa; Chordata; Actinopteri; Mugiliformes; Mugilidae. Gene Ontology annotation, biological process: regulation of transcription by RNA polymerase II. The record is from RefSeq and is a predicted model, not a curated record.